AUGUUGGACAUGUUAUUACAGGGCCAGUACGAUGAUGUAAGGUGUAAGUGUGUUUGCCCCAAGGAAAAUAACAAAACAACCAGGAUACCUAAUGUUUUUGUUCAAACUGUUGAAGCCAAGGACUGGUAAGUUAUUAAGUUGACUUGCACACCAACUUCUUUUUGUAUGGAUUGUAUGAUGUUGUGGUCCAAUAGACCUCCUAGCCUAGGAUAGGUUCUUUUUUUAAUGUAGGUCAUUUGAUGUUCUCAAAGGAAAUUUUUCCUUUGUCUUUUCGUAAAUGAUGUGUACAUAAUUUUUAUUGUGCAUGUUUCAUAAGACAAAAUUUGAAAAAGUAAAUUCACAUGACCUACACUGAAAUAAAGAAAAAAAGGCAUACAAGCUGAAGAGUCUAUUUUUUCUCUUUGGUUCAAAUUUUAUUAUUUUUUUCCUUUUGGGUGUGGAUAAAAUAAUUGCACAUGAGUUUGAAACAAUGGAAAGUGAAUCACCCACUCUAAGGCCCUGUUUAUUGAAAAAAGCUGUGACAGUCCCCGGUACAGAAGCCACCCUCCCAGCCGAGUGAACUUUAGUGAGCGUUUAUAUGAGAAAAAAGUUGACCCCUUUGCCUGAAGCAACAGUGCUCGCACAUAUCUCUUUGUCUGAAACAGUGCCUGUGCAUGCUCUGGUUACUUUACGUUGAAUGAGCUGACCGGGCUGCACAAGCCAAGUUCUAUAUUGAGAAAAGUUAGCCUGGCCAGGAGGGGUUACCUUUCCAACACAGAAGCCAAUUUUUUUCUCAUGUUAAUAGUUCACCAUGUUUUGCAUGGCUGAGGUUAGGAAAUGUAUGAAAAGUUGGCUUGCCCAGGGUAGUGACCUUUCUUCUUGUUUGUUUGUUUGUGUUUGGAUCAUAACUAUUGCGACAAGUACAUGUAGGUACCUAAUCACUUUUGUGAUGAAAUGUUAACUCAUAUUCUGUUCUUCUAAUAGCAACUGUGAACAUAUUGUGCAGAGAGAGGAACAAUUUUGCUUAAGAUGUCAGUGCAUGUAUGAAGCCAGGAACACAACUCUCAUCAAGGUCUGUAUGUCUUUGAAUGAAUAUCAGAAUGAGUCAAUGCACGUGGAUUGGUUCUUAGUUUUGUUCCUACCAAAGGUGACAUAUUGAAGGUGUGUUUGGUGUUUGAGUGUUUGAUUGAUUAGAUUUCAGUGUAAGAAGUAAAUAAUAAAUAAAUGAAUAAAUAAAUUACACUUAAAUUGUUUACAUAGCGCCAUUUCCAGUGAUUCCCAAUGGUGCUUUACAAGAAGUGUUUAAAAUAUUACAAAAUUAAUAUUGUUCAUAAAUUACAUUAAAUUGAAAAAAAUUAAAAAAAGCAAAACUAAUUGACCAAAAAAAAAAAAAAAAAAACGAUGUCACUUAAAACGACUAAAAUAUAAAAGGACUAAUUUCAUAAAAACGCUUUCCUAAAAAGAUAGAAGGCACUGGUAGGUUGUUAUGGUUCUCCUCCAUCUAGUUUUUUGUGUCAUCUAAAGGCUCUCUCUCUGGCUCAGAGGGAGGUGGAAGGCUUAAGUCGUUGGGGUACUUCCCUAUCACUCAAUGUUGGUGUACAACAUUUGGCAAGUUAACUGCGAUAAACAAUAUUGGGAGGUAGAGGAGACAGGUGAGAAGGAAAAAAUAUAGGGGUUUGGUGGAAGUGUCCCAACUGCUUUUGUCUGGGACUGUAGACUGCUCUUGGACCUGUCUGUGUUGUAGUGUUUAGGCUUUUUGUUGAGCAUCUCAUGGGCAUAAGCUUUUUUUUCUUGAGAGUUUGUGUUCUUUCUGUAUGAUGUCCCACCUUUUCUUCCCUAUGUCUUUCCACUGUUUUAUCAGGGUGAUGGGUGCCUGCUCUCUCUCCUUCAUGCAUGGGGGUGCAUAGAGGGCCGUGUAGACUGUUCACAGUCCCCUGUUUGACACUCAUCGCCAGGCUAGACUCAUAACAUUUGAAACCAAGAUUGCAGCCUGCAACGCAAAGUGCUCUAUCUUGACAAUCUUGCGAAAAAUACGGGACUGUGAACAGUCUAAGGGCUGUGAGGAAAAUCUCCUGGAUCUCGAGGGCACCCAAACAUCCAUCACGGGAGGCAUAUGUUAACAGGAACAAAAGAAUGGUUAAAGAUACUGUAUGUAAAAUACUUUUUAGCUUAGUACUCCUGUCCUUGUUAUUUAUCAGUUUCUCAUUGUAUGAAAUAUCUUGUACAUACACAGGUGGUGAUUAUCUUUAUCCUUGUUGCGCUUGGAAUUUUGUGUAUCUACCUCUUAUAUCUGUUUAUUGACUCUAAACGGAGGCCAGUGGAAUUAAGUGUGACAGCAGAUGAGGUGACUCGCAUUUUAAUAUUAUUAUUAUGUACAUUUUGCAUUUAUAGUGCAAUUUAAUGCACUUUUUAAAUGCAGACAAUGUAAUAAAGAACACCUUUGAAACAUAAAUUUGUUCUUGAGCUUUUAGUAGCGUUAAAUCAGUAGAGGACGCUUAUUGGUUAUGCAGUAUAUACCUACAUGUCUGAUGAUGAUGUAGCAAGUGUGACAAUGAGGAUUGUAUAUUUUUGGAUUGAGAGUGAGUUAGAGUCAUCUUUGAGUCAGUGUGACUUUCAUUGUUCAAUUACAGUAGCAGAAAAUUGUUUGGAAUUUUGUCCAAAGACCUCAUUUACCAUACUCGCCAUCUUUGCAUGCACUUAAUAAGAUUGGCAAAUUUUUUAACCCCCCCAGGUGUGCGAUGUUAUGAAGAUGAGGUGAUUUUUUUUGUUUUAUGAGGGGGUUGAGUAUUCUUUUUAUGGUUGGGUUUUUUUUAUUUUUAUAAACAAACUAGAAAAAUUUGUUUUGUUUUUUUUCAAAACCCCCUUUUCCCCACUCCCCCCCUCUUGCUCCCCCCUAAAAAAAUUGGCAAAUUUUUUUCCCCCCCCCCCCCCCCCUCCUUCGAGAAACCACGUGACACUGCUUUUAUCCCAUCAGUCCUUAAGUGCAUGAAAAGAUGGUGGGUGUUGUGAAUAAGGUCUCUUUUUAAUAUUUUUUGAUAUUUUGCACUAGGUACAAGAAAGACUACGAGCAACCCGGCUUAGAGGGGGGAGCAUACGAAAGUUUGAUGAAAAGAUGGCAAAAUGGAAGAAAACUGUAGCAGAGCAAAGGAGAAAUAUAUAUGAUACAAGAACUAUGCUGAGUUAGAUAAACCGCCACGCAGGACACACCUACCCCAAGCUCCAAAUAUCAGGUCGCUUUUUACCAGCUUUCCUCCAUUCCUAGGGGCAUAGCUAGGGGGAACCUUGGUGCCUGGCCAUCCCCCCCAUGCUGUGAGAUAAUGGUUUUACGUCCCUUUAAUUCAGUUGGUGAAAACACAGGAAUCGGUAGAAUCAACAUGCAAUAAAUCCUUUCCUGGGCUAGAUAGUUACAUACUCCAUUUGCAGGACCGAACAUCUGCAGUGGAUCAUGUUUUUUUGUAGGCUUGUCCCUCCCCCACCCUCCAAACGCUUGGUGCUCACCCACCACUUUUAGUAAAACACAGCAUAGAUGUCGACAAGCCAAUCUGGUAAGUACCCUGGGUGUGACACUGUGUGAUGCCCCCCCCCCCUUCCCCUUCUGAAAAUCCUAGCUAUGCCCCUGUUUCCCUCUGCACUGACGUCAUAACUAGUUAAGCGUCACAACACCUCUCUCCUCCGCAGCUGGAGGCCUCUUUGUGUCGUAGGGAGGCUGGGGAGAGGGAAAAGAGAAAGUGUGCGGGGGACCAUGGGAAGGGCAAGCGAGGCUCGCGCCUCUUCCCAUCUCCCAUUGUCCCAUGCGCAACUUCUAUUUUUCGGUUAUUGCUAUAUUUAUUGGGAUACCCAGCAGAAGUUCUUGCUGAAGAGAGAGUCACAACACGGUUCUGUUCAUCGCUAAUUAUGAGGCUCCACUAGAAAUUGAAAAUUGGGGAGAAAAUUUAACGUAGAAUUAAUUUGUGUCUGUAUCAACCUCGUCCCCAGUGCUUUUCCCUAAAAAAAAUGGAAGGGGCGCCCGCCCCUCUCAUUUUUUUCAGGGAAAAGCCCUGGGGACAAGGUUGGUAUCUGUAUAACUGUUGUGUAUGGUGUUUCAGGGCGAUCUCAGCCAGGGUUCUUUGUUUUCAUUGUUUUCUCGGUUAAUAGAAUACAAAGUGAAAAGACAAAAAAAUCCAAGAUUUUGUCUCGUAUGUAGCAACUUACAAAUGUAUUGUACAGUAAAGAACAUGAACAACAAAUGAGUGUAUAUAAUUGCAAAAUUUGCAAUAGUGACUUUCCAAGGACAAAAAAAUUUAAGCUGUAAACGUACUUCGUAUUUGUUAUAAAAACGACUCAAUUGUCGUUAGAUAUUAAUGCAGGACAAAUUUAGGCUUUGAGGCAUAUUACGCCUAAAUUUUUUGUUUAAUCAAAUGCAGAUUGCUGCAAAUGUAGCCAUCAACAAUUUAGUAGAGACCUUAAUUAAGAUACACCUCCUCUUACCCCGAUAAAUGGCUAGGCUACUGUAGCUGGUACUGGUCAGACUGAUGAUGCCGUGGGUGCAUUUCCACAUCUAGCCAGUUACGAUCGCCUUUUUAGUUAUAUAUAAUUACAUGGCAAACGUGUUGGCGAGUUCCCAUACCAGAAGGGAGAAACGGUAGAUCCGAGUCAAGUAACCCCAUUUAAUUUCGUAGUAUUUUUUGAGAAAGCAAUUCUGU
Molecule: messenger RNA, 4661 nt
Organism: Porites evermanni
Lineage: Eukaryota; Metazoa; Cnidaria; Anthozoa; Scleractinia; Poritidae
Source: the annotation of a GenBank genome assembly